Messenger RNA from Cylicocyclus nassatus, 1122 nucleotides. The record is from the annotation of a GenBank genome assembly. NCBI's taxonomy places the organism in Eukaryota, Metazoa, Nematoda, Chromadorea, Rhabditida, Strongylidae.
AUGUCUCUAUAUUUUCACAAAAAAGCCAUCCGUACCAGUUCGUCCAGACUGUCAGAGCUUCUCAAAACGUACGAAGCUAAUGGACACGGAAAAAAGGUCGACUACCCAGAGGACGAUCAGGAACGGCAUGAUAAAUGCGCAGCAAACUUGAUAUCACUAGCUGAGUGCCUAGACGAGGUAAAAGAGUAUACGGAAACGCUCGAGAGCAAAGUUGACAAUAUGGAACAAGUUUUCAUGGGUAUCAAAUCCAAAACUGAGCAAAAAGAAUGGAUUGCGGAGAUUGAAGAGUUUGAAAAAGAAUCGGAAUAUUCCAAAAUUCUUAACGAGUCCGCCAAUUUCGCGCUCAGGGUUAGAACUCAGAUCGCAGACGCAAAAAUAAAAUUACAACAGGUGCAAUAUAAACUGAAAAUCCCUGUCCACGUAGAGCCUUCCGGUCAAAAUGUUCAGGAAGACGUGGCAAGUGAGUCUUCCAGUCAAAACGUUCAGGAAGACGAAUCAGGAGAGUCUAGUACGAUCAGCAAUGAGUCUGCUAACACGCAAACAGUGCCAGACAUACUGGUGAAGAAUCAGGCGACCGAUACAUUGAAAGUUGAGGACUUGUUAGAAGCCUUGGACAGGGAGAUUUCAGCCAAGGCGUAUGUGGAGCUACGCCUCGGUACUACCAGUAUUGAUCCAAACGGGUCACAUUCACAAGAUCGUCGCCCAAACUUACCAGGUCCAUUGUCGACCGGCAAAAACGCCGGGACAUUCUCAAACAGCAGCGACGAUGUUGGAAAUGUUUUCAAAACUCACAUUCCAGCAGCAGCUGCAAAGCUGCGGAUUGUUCUAGAUGCGGACGCGCGCAUCAUGCGUCCGUCUGCCUUUCUUCGGGACAUCCGGGUCCCUCCGCGUCGAACCAGCCGCACGCAUCGAAGUGGUCGAAAAAUGAAACCACCCAAGAUCGUUUCAACAACAGAUUUCCUGUUAGGAAUACACAACCCGCUAACAGGCAAGCAUAUUCUGGGAAUGAUAUACGACGCCAGCAGCAAAGCGCUAAUCAACCGUUUGCUUCAAACCAGAACAUCCAAAAUGAAAACUGCAUGUCAUCUGCUCAUAGGAAAAGCGAGCAGCUCGUUCUCAUGA